AUGAUUCUCCUCAUAUUACUUACUUGUAUAACAACAAGUAUUGCAUUACCCGUGGACAGUAAAAAUUAUACUAAUAUUGAGCCCCCAUCUAACUCAACAAAAGAAAUCCUCAAGGCCAGUGAAACGGGAGACCCUACUAAAGUGGAAAUAGUGAAACAAAUACGCCGUCUUAACGAAGAUGGAUCCUACACAAUUGGCUACGAAGCAAAUGAUGGAACGUUUAAAAUUGAAAGCAGGGACGUGUUAGGGAAUGUCAAAGGUACGUUCGGUUAUAUUUCUGAUGAUGGUGAAAUAAAACGUGUAACAUAUACUUCUAAUGGAGAAAGUACACCGAUUCCCGUAUCAACAACCACAACAACAAGUACACCACCCAUGAUAGUGAGAGUGAAUAAAACUGUUUCAUCAACUACUCGACGGCCCUUGGCAACUCUUGUUUAUCCCACUCGGAGUAGUGCAACAACAAGAGGGACGGUUAUCCAACCAAUACCGAGAAGAAGGCCUGUAACAUCUGUUAGACCACCACCUAUGCUAGAUCCAACGACGGAAAAAAUUAAACAUGAAGAAACUACAGCUAAUAUAUUACAUAUAUAUAAACCUAAAGAAGAUAUUAUGAAACACCGAACUCAGAUAUUAAAUCCUAUGUCAGCUUCAUCAGAUGAUCUUAUUCCAAAAUCGACUACAACGAACCCACCACAUACAUUAAAACCAGUUUACGAAGAAGUGACUGAAAAGGAAAAAGAUACUAAAUCUAACGCAAUACGUCGACAGCUAUCAGGAACUAGCCACAAUCAUCACAUGGUAAGUCUGCAGCAAUCUAUGGGCGAUGAUUCAACGGAUGUUUAUGGUGGUCAUUCAUCUCACGGAACCAUUCGCCCCUUAUUUACUACGACGACGCCUCGAUCAAGAUACCAUUCUUUACAUUCAAUAAUAUCUCCUCGUCAACAAGUACCAAAUCCGUACCAAGAAGUCCAAUUACAAGAUCAGGAAACUACAAUAGAAUCAAGUACAGGCAGGGUAUUUGAACAGCAAAAUGUGGUAACAACAAACGCUGGUCCGGUAGUGCGUAUUGGAGGACCUAGAGAUCACCAUGAAGCUACCAAUCAAUAUACGCAGUAUGAUCAGCCAAUAUAUAGACGACCUGCAGCGGUUCAUUUCAGAACGGAUCAAUAUUUAAGAGACAACCCCGGAGCCCCAAUCCCUAUAGGCAACACACGGCCCUUUCCCCAAUAUGAAUAUGAGGACAAAGUAUUGGAGCCUCAUAUUGUGAAAGAUACGCCUCAAACAAAAGCAACUGUGCAUGAUCCAGCAACAGUACAAUACGAUGGAAGGCCGGUACGACUAAUCCCCAUACCCGUUGACGACAGGGGGGUGCCGAUUCCUGGAUACCAAGCACGUUUUGUCAACUAUCGACCACAGCCAGUUCAAAGAUAUGAUCCAUAUGACGACAUGAGUUCCAUCACAGCUCCUGUAAGUACCAGGGACUUUAGACGCUUGCUUCAUAUUCUGAUGCUGCGCCAGAAUCGUCUGCAAGCGAUAAUGGAUCAAUUGAUGCCGAAGCCUUACCAUAACGUCCAGUACAACCAAGAUUAUCAAAGACGGUAUGACGAUGAUAGAUAUGAUUACGACCAAUACAGGCAGGAUUACAGUUACGACAACCAGUAUGAAAGUCAAAGAUACGUACCUAGGCGAAGGUACAGGCCCUAUGAUUCAGUGAGCUCAGCUUCGAAUAACAUUGAUGAUUCAGAAUACCUUCCCGUUGAAGUAAGAGAAGCGUUGCUGUUGAAAAUGUUGAUAUUAGCCAUUAGCCCCGACUACAUGCCAACUCCGGCGCCGUCCACAGAGCUGACGACGGCUGCACCAGCCCGUAAACAGGUGAGAAAUAUACAAAUACUCGGAGAAGAAGGAUCCAGCGACAGCAAACAAAAAUAG
Pieris macdunnoughi is the source of this 1929-nucleotide messenger RNA. The record is from the annotation of a GenBank genome assembly. NCBI's taxonomy places the organism in Eukaryota, Metazoa, Arthropoda, Insecta, Lepidoptera, Pieridae.